Molecule: messenger RNA, 1551 nt
Organism: Spinacia oleracea (spinach)
Lineage: Eukaryota; Viridiplantae; Streptophyta; Magnoliopsida; Caryophyllales; Amaranthaceae
Product: extensin-like
Exons: 5
Coding region: 550-1287 (245 amino acids)
Source: RefSeq, a predicted model, not a curated record
AUUCCUUGAAUUCCGUCUUCAACCUUUACGUUAGCAAAGUCAAAUCUCCCAGUAUAAGCUAUCUCACUCCUCAUCCUAUAAAUUCAUGAAAAAUCCCAAUUAUUGAAUUCACAAUUUGCCCAACAAAAUCAAGAUAAAUUCGUUGCUCUCUCUGGUUUUUAAUUGGAGAAAUUCAAGCAUACUCUGGUUUCUUAAUUGCUGCUUCAUCCUCGGUGUUGCCGGAUAUAUUCGCCAGAUAGUUGGUAAUUUGGACGAUAGUUGGAAAGUGGUGAACGUCUGACUUCUUCUUCCGUGUUGUUACUACUGUAGGUUUCGCCAACCACACCGGUUCAAGGUUUCCUGUGAUUCUUUAGCGUUGUUCGUAGGUUCGUGCAUCAGUUCGUGCGUUGCUACACCGGUUCAAGGUUUCCUGCGAGUCUUUAGCGUUGUUCGUAGGUUCGUGCAUCGGUUCGUGCGUUGCAUCUGCUCUUUGAUACUAGAGGCUCAUGAUAUUACUGAUUUAGGCUCUCUGAAUCAAGCAGCAAAGAUCUUUAUUCCAGGAACUAAAAUAUGAGUUACAGGACUAAAAGAACAUUGGUAGCUAUUGACGAAGGGUCGAGCAUUGCUGCAUCCAAGUCCCCAAAAUCUUCUGAUCCAUCCACCCAAAACUGGGGACCGUUCAGUCCUCCAACACUUGGAGUGUCACAGACAUUUGGGACGGUAUCACAACCCAUUAAGCAACCAGUAGCUGCUAAAAAAACCAUGGUUGCACCACAAUCAUCCUUGCCUCGGCCUACUUCCAUGGUUUCAAAGCCACAACUGAAGGCAUUAUCAAAACCAUCCUUUACCCAGACAAAACCAUCCUCUAACCCAUUACGACAACCAAUUCCGCCCACUCUUACAGGAACAACACAAAGUAGAUGGUAUAAAGGACCUACGUUUCCCAAUCUGACUGAAAUUGCAACACAAAAAGCGUCAACACCGAAUCCACACCAGCCUACUAUGCAGCCUGUGUUGCAGCCUUUCAAAGCUACCUUGCAGCCUUCUUUGCAGCCUUUCAAAGCUUCCCAACAGCCUCAAACAGCUACCAAUCAGCCUCAAAAAGCUACCCAUCAGCUUCAAAAAGCUACACAACAGCCUCAAAAAGCUACACAACAGCUGGUAUCUUCUUUUACAAGUGUCAAACCACAUUUAGAGAAAAGAGCAUUUGUUGCACCUUUGGGAGCAACAAAACAUGUGAUGUCACAAUCUCCUACACCACCAGACACCAUGGCAAUGAAAAAGAGAACCGGGAAGCAAGAAGGUUAGUUGCCUCCAACAUACAUGCAUGUGAGUGAGAAUGCAUUUCAACCUCUGCGAUCUCCUCCAUCCAAUCAGGUUGAGAGUGAAGUUAUGCCAAACUACAACUGGGACGAAUUUGAAGAAUCGGCUUCUGAGAGUGAAAAUGAAUUUGAUCAAGGAGAAGGAAGUGAUACUGCUGUGAAGAAAGCAACACUUCGACAUCGAAUCAUUAUUCCAAAUUGGCCAGAAUCGAGGGAGUUUGAUGAGAAGGUGGAGGCUAUAACUAUAGGU